UCCUUCCCAUCGUUGAACGUCGCCUUAAGUUGGGUCUAGGUUCAUUUUACAGGAACUUGGCCAGACGCUGUUAUAAUCGUUUGAUAAAUAAACAACCAAUUUUUGUUCUCAGUUUCGCCCAUACAAAAGAUUCGAUUUUUUUCCCCUGAAUCUAGUGACAACUGAAGAAUUCCAGAAGUACGAUCCAUCCAUCCAUCCAUCGGUAGUGAGAUGACAUCUGCUUGGAACUCUUUUCAUCUUGAAGUUCUGUCCAACGUAUUAGGAUGGACUGCUUUCUUUGCUUGGUCGAUCAGUUUCUAUCCUCAGGUCAUAUUGAAUUUCCGAAGGAAAAGUGUGGUCGGACUGAACUUCGAUUUCGUGGUGCUCAAUUUGACAAAGCACUCAUCUUAUCUCAUUUACAACGCAUCCGUCUUCUUUAGCUCCGCUGUUCAGAGACAAUACCAUGAGAAAUAUGGCUUCAAAGAGAUGAUACCUGUGGCGGCAAAUGAUGUGGCUUUUUCAAUACAUGCUGUUCUAAUUACUGCCUUUACCCUGUUCCAGAUUGCAAUUUAUGAGCGUGGAAACCAGAAGGUGUCAAAGAUUAGUUAUGCCAUUGUUUUCGUUGCAUGGUUUGCAGCUGCUGUUUGCUGCUUAGUAGCUUUGCCAAGUCAUUCAUGGCUUUGGCUAGUGUCCUGCUUCAACACAUUGCAGGUUACUAUGACAGUCAUCAAGUACAUCCCUCAGGCUGUUAUGAAUUUCCGACGUAAGAGUACAAUUGGAUUCAGUAUUGGCAACAUCUUGCUUGAUUUAGUGGGAGGAUUAACAAACUAUGGACAAAUGAGUGUGCAAUCUAUUGAUCAGAAUUCUUGGGUGAACUUCUAUGGAAAUAUAGGAAAGACGUUGCUGUCUCUGGUCUCAAUUUUCUUUGAUCUGGUCUUCAUCUUUCAACAUUAUGUGCUUUAUCCGGCAAAAAAAACUGAUUCCUCGUCCCCUCACUUUACCCCUGAAAGCAAGGUUGAGCCGCUCGUGAAACCUUCUGAUGUUGAUUCCCUUCAAUCAGAAAACGUUUAGCAACUUGUCGAAAAUUGUCUUCUUCCUUUUAUAUGCAACUUAAAAUGUAAAUAGUACAUUAUCAUCUAUUUGGGAUAAAACUCCAUGAUAUUUGGCAAAAACAUAAGCUGUCUGUCUAUUGCAUGUAUCUUUCUUUA
Messenger RNA from Impatiens glandulifera, 1187 nucleotides. RefSeq names its product cystinosin homolog. Gene Ontology annotation, biological process: L-cystine transport. Gene Ontology annotation, molecular function: L-cystine transmembrane transporter activity. NCBI's taxonomy places the organism in Eukaryota, Viridiplantae, Streptophyta, Magnoliopsida, Ericales, Balsaminaceae. The coding region runs from base 211 to 1050 and encodes 279 amino acids. Gene Ontology annotation, cellular component: vacuolar membrane. The transcript is spliced from 8 exons. The record is from RefSeq and is a predicted model, not a curated record.